UGCAGUGAUAGACCGAUAUAGAUUUGUAUCAAAAUAAUCCGAAGCUAUUUAUAAAUAUUAUUUUCUCAGCUUUUACUUAUGUUCAAACGUUAAUAGUAACGUCUAGUCUAUAAUUAACUCGGAAAGUUUAUAAAUAUUACAGUAUUCCAUCGUGGUGUCCUGAGUUACAUCGGGUUGUAAGGUUGCCAUUUUUUAGUGAAAAUAGUGCGGGGCGUUUUUCUCAGUGGUUUGUGCCGUGCAGGAUAGUGUAGUGUCGUUGGUGUGUCGCGAGUGUCCUUGGCUUACGUUGUGAUGCUUUCAGGUUCGCACAGAAAUGCAAGUAGUGUCAGAGCCAAGGUAAUACCAGUGACUGAGGUGUGAGUGUAAGACUGAAGGAUGCGGGCGCAGUGAGUGGGCAGGCGGCACCACGGCUUCGUCAGUGGCAGGCGGCGCGCGGGGAGCAGAGUCUCCUUCGCAGGCCAACCAGGACACGGUGGAUAACGCCACUCCCACCUGCUGGUGGGCAGCGUGGUCGGCCAUGGGGUGUUUCGGAUCACCGGGCGGCAAGAGCGGCGAGGACGACCGCAAGAACCAGAAACGCCGCAGCGACGCCAUUACCAGGCAGCUUCAGAAAGAUAAGCAGUUGUACCGAGCCACUCACCGGCUGCUCCUCCUCGGCGCCGGCGAGUCCGGCAAGUCCACGAUCGUCAAGCAGAUGCGUAUCCUUCACGUGAACGGUUUCUCGGACAAGGAGCGCCGCGAGAAGAUCGAGGAUAUCAAGAAGAACAUUCGAGACGCUAUACUUACAAUCACGGGCGCCAUGAGCACCCUCACGCCUCCCAUACCACUCGAGAAGCCGGAGAACAAGGCGCGCGUCGAUUAUAUACAGGACGUAGCGUCGCAGCCGGACUUCGACUACCCCCCGGAGUUCUACGAGCACACGGAGGCCCUGUGGAAGGACCAGGGGGUGCAGCGCACGUACGAGCGCAGCAACGAGUACCAGCUGAUAGACUGUGCCAAGUAUUUCUUGGACCAGGUGCACAUAAUAAAGCAGCCGAACUACACGCCCACGGAGCAGGACAUCCUGCGCUGCCGAGUGCUCACGUCCGGCAUAUUCGAGACUCAGUUCGUCGUCGACAAAGUCAAUUUCCACAUGUUCGACGUGGGCGGGCAACGCGACGAGCGCCGCAAGUGGAUCCAGUGCUUCAACGACGUGACGGCGAUCAUCUUCGUGACCGCGUGCUCCUCGUACAACAUGGUGCUGCGCGAGGACCCCACGCAGAACCGGCUCCGGGAGUCGCUCGACCUGUUCAAGAGCAUAUGGAACAACAGAUGGCUGCGCACGAUAUCGGUGAUCCUGUUCCUGAACAAGCAGGACCUGCUGGCGGAGAAGGUGCUGGCGGGCAAGUCGCGGCUGGAGGAGUACUUCGCGGAGUUCGCGCGCUACCACACGCCGCCCGACGCCGCGCCCGACCCGCGCGACCACGCGGACGUGGCGCGCGCCAAGUACUUCAUCCGCGACGAGUUCCUGCGCAUAAGCACAGCGAGCGGUGACGGGAAACACUAUUGCUACCCGCAUUUCACGUGCGCGGUCGACACGGAAAACAUAAAACGCGUUUUCAACGACUGCCGCGAUAUCAUACAGCGCAUGCAUCUGCGGCAGUACGAGCUACUCUAACACAUAUACACACGACAACGUGAGAAGAGCUCAGCCGCCUCGGCCGGGUUCGUCGCAGCAAUAUUUACUGUAUUCGUUGUUGUAUACACUGCAUGUUUUCGCAUGUGGACCGCAACGCCGCGUAUUGCGUGAGAUGUCUCGCCUUUAUUACGAUUUCCGUUUUAAAAUAUGUACCUACCUAUACAAAAACAGUUCGAAAUUUAAAAUGUCACCCGUUCCUAACCAGUUUCGGUUUUCUCAUGUGUUGAUAAAAUUUUGAUGGUAAUCCAUUGACAAACUUUUGAAAAUGUGAAAGGGCAUACUAGCUCUUUCUUUUUUCAAUUAACUUGUUUAUUUAUCGUGUUAAAGAUAAUUUACAUACAAAACCUUUCACACGCUCGAAAAUGAACAUGGCAUACCCGCAAAUCGCCCGUACUUUAAAGAUAUAAUUAUGUUCCCAAAAGGUUUAGCUUAAAUUUCGCAGUUCCAAAGUUUUUUGCCAAUUUAUCAUAGCACAGCACUGGCCAAUCGUCCACCUGAUUGGUUAAUAAGAUUGCGUGCGAGAGAGACGACGAUAUUGCCGGUUUGUCUUCUUUAAAAACUCGAAAGUCAUUGAGUGCCAUCAGAUUAAUCCAUUUUGAACAUACGGACGCAAAAUAACAAAGAAAUACAAUUACAAAAUGUAUUGUCAUUGUUUUUUUUUUUUUUUUGAAGGCUUUGUCGUGAGACCAGUAUUGUGCAUUCUCCGUAUAUAGUCGGUCAAGUUAGAUAAAAAUAAUAAUGAAACUACAUUAGUUCCCAUAAGUCUUUUGCAGUUUUGUUCAAAGCAAUAAAUUUUAUCAAAAAAGGAUCUUAGACAUAACUGUAGAUCAUAGAAUUAUCUUAUAAGUAUUCUUUUUCCCUCAAAUCCACCGUUUCUGAAACAUAAUGAUGCAAGUAUUUGCAAGCGUUAUAUAAUAUGUAUAAGCACGUCAAGUAUAUACUCUCGACGCUGCUAACAGAUAAGAAAAAACAUUUUUAUAUCCGUGACAUUAAUUUACUUUUAAAAUAUUAUUAUAUACGCCGCUACGCUUAGCCGAAUGGCUUACUUCGCCACUAUGGAGAAAGGCCCGAUGGAAUUACUUUGAUUCCGUGGAAGAUGGGACAGUUGUUAGAUUGGGACGCUACUUGUGUCUCUUACUACGACACGUCGAUAUUAAGUUCAGGUUGCGUCCUCCACAAUCUGGAGAAAAACCCGGGUAUGGUAGCUACCGACCAUGGAUCUUCGAUUGUGUGAGUCAGGUUUUCACACGAAGCGACUUCCAUCUGACCUCCGCAGCCUUUGACGGGGAAUCUCACUCAUAUUGGUUACACAACUAGUUGCCUGAAUGGGCAGGCUUCCUCGCAAUGUUUUCCCUCACCGUAAGAGCAUCGGUUAGUAUGUGGCGUAGCAACUUCGGCGGAACACCUCAACCGGCGCAGGUAGCGGUCUUGAUAAAGGCUACACGUUUGUGCCGUUUAGAAUAGAAUAGAAUAGAUUUAUUUUCAAAAUUGGAUACAAGGUAUCACUUAUUGACGUCACAUAACUUAAAUCUAAUUAUAACUACUACCGCUUCCAAAGCGCAUGUGUAGAAGAAGCGGCGGAACAAACUACACUGCAGUUUGGAGUGGAAACGGUAGAGUCUUGGGGGCCUGACUACUAUCCGCACACAUUUAAUGUUUACUAAUAUUUCAAACGAUUUAUAUUAUAGUUUUAAUUACAUAGUCAUAUUAAGUAUAUUUUAUAUAUAGUUUAUUAUUGUUCUAUUCUUCUAUAUUCUGUAUUGAUCCCUUUUUUUUGAAGAUAAUUUUAUGAUGAUUAAUUAUGUCUAAGGUAAUUUUUCAAUGAAACUUACAAUUUUGAAGAAAAUUGCAAAAAGAAUCUGUAUUUUUUCUCGAUCGAUAAUUUUUUUUUGCUUUAACCGGAUUGAUCUCGAACGUCCCAAAUCAAGACUGAUUUGGGACGUUUUGAGAAAACGGUUGUUAUAAUGUUUUUAACAAUGUCACUUAUUUUCAGCUUGUUGGGAAUUUAUGUUCGCUGUCUUAAUUGACCUGAGAGCUUCAUAUAUCUAAAUUGACCGUGCUGUUAGGAAUUUACGACUGAUAUGAAGUAUCACAAGGUAGUAAUUUUUUUAAUGGAAAUAAAACUGAGAACACCGGUUGUCAAAGCCAAUGUUUGUCAAAAAUUUAUUGUACGUUAUUCCAUUUUUAAAUUUUGCUAUGACAUCUCACAAUUAAUUCGCGUGCAUUGUGUGUUCCCAGCCAGUGGUACGCGGGGUUCGCCUAGCCUUUUACCAAGCGGCCACUUUCACUGUGAUUUUCCACGUCAAAUGCUGGCGUUAUGGGGACAUCGUUCGAAAUUUAAAAGUUCACACACAUUUUUAUUUUGUCAUCAUAAGCUACUGGCUAUUAAAGUUCGUGAAUUCGAAAUUCGAACGAUGCUUUCAUUCAGUCGGCAAUGUCGUUCGCAUGGUGUUUCCGAACGGUCGUCCGUUCCCGAUACUGGCAACCUUUCGUCGAUUUAUAAUUAAAUGCGCCUCACUACGUUCCAAUUUUGAAAUGCCACUUAUUGUUUAAUUUUUCAUAGUAAAUUCAGCUGUACAUAGAGUGAAUAUUCAAAGUGUAGUGAUGUGCCGUUUGGUCUCGUUAGGUUGUGACGAUUGUGUUUGACUCGUAUCGGUAUGUGCCAAUUCGCGAAUGGCCGUUGUAAUGCCUGGUUUCAGUAGCUAAAAUUAUUUCCUUUAACAGUGGGUUGUUGAAAUAUUGAGGUAGUAUUAAGCUGCCAGGGAAUAAAUAAUAAGAAUAAAAUAAAAGAGGCAACGCUGCCGAGUUUAGUUGAGCUAUGAAUUGUGCAAGGAAAAAUCUUUUUUUUAGCUUCUGGAUGCGACGGAUUAGCAAAUAUUAUGUGAGUGCAAGUUGUAGUAUGAAAUUUUGUAUAGCACAGUACCGUAGACUGUCGAUGGCUUGCGAUUUACCAGGAAACUGAAAUUUGAGGAGUUUAAAUGAGAAGCGAUAUAAAAGAAAAAAAAUAAGACAACGGAAAAUGUGAGAAAUUAAUGAUGUAUCAUUUUAUAAAGAUUUUUCACUCGAUACGCCUGAAUGUAUGAGAAUCUUUCCUGUAAGUAUACCGUUACUUAUUGACAGUUGAAUAGAAGAUGUCAAUAAAAGGAUAGUCAGGAAAAAACAAGAUGGCAGCCGAUUCGGGCGGCUAUACCAUUGUUUAUAUUAAGGAUCAUCAGAAAAGGCGGUCACGAGGCUAGAAUAAGUAUUCAUGCGUCUCCUUUGAUCCUCCAAAGGAAAGUUUAAAAUCAGAACUUUUUUUUACAAAUGCAUAUCACUCGUUGUAUAUUAUGCUCAAAUUAGGCCAAUUUUUUUUUAUUAAAAUAUCAUGUUUACACAAAAUACCCGCACGAAGUUGACAGUAGUAACAUAUUAUGUUUGUUUUUUUUUCUAAAGCGUUUUUUGUUAAAUGUGUGUAUAUUUUUGAUUGCAGAUUACUGUUUUUUUUUUUUAUUUAAUUGUAAUUCGGAUGACAGCCCGCGCGGUUGUCUUAUUAUUUUAUUUAGAUAUAUUUAGUUACGAUUGUACGUCUUCCAAUUUUAUAUAUAGUUAUUAACUUUGUUUUUAUUCAUUGACCUAGAUUUGUAGCACAAUUUUUUGACUAAACACUGUAUGGCAGCUUUGCUAUAGUUUUAACAUUGUCGUAUGCAAUCGUGCAAAAUUUACUUCGCUGAGACAUAUUAUUACUUAUAUAAGACCUAGUUCUUUAUUAAUUUAUAUUUUUGAAACAUUUUGCAUGAUCGCAUAUAUAUUUGACGCGCAGAGCUUUUAGUGUAACUUUAAGGCCCAAAGAUAUAACGUCGUAUGUGAUACGACCCUUAGGAAUAACCUAUUAGCAGUAUUUGAAUUGAAAUAAUUUAAAAUAUUCAAUUAUGUCAUAUAUGUUUGUAUCUAAGACGGACACCGCAAAUAGCCUUAAGUACAAAUGAUACUAACAGUCCCCUUUAACAUAAAAUAAAUAAUAUUAUUAAUUAAUAUAUUGUUAUUUAUGAAUUGGUUUAUGUACUUACCCUGUUAGGAAUUGUAACAUUAAACAAGAAGAUCUACGAUGUAAUUUUAUUAGUUCACUAUGAAUCUAAAAAUAGACUAUUUAGUUCAAAACUAUUUUUUAUAGUUUUGUUUUUCCUAAGCCAGGUAAUUGAUUGUUUUUUGUGUGACCUCUUUUUGGGAACGCCAACGAAUAGUAAAAUAUUUUUAUUAAAAGUAUACCUUUGGAACAGGUAAUAGAUUAUUUAUUUAGCAUAAUCCCGUACAUGGUCCUUAAUAUAAGAAUGCUUAUGGUGGAAUAUUUUAUGUGCCAUAAUGUAGUGUUGCCAGCGGAAACACCAUAAUCCUAACGUUACCAUAUAAAUAUAAUCUACAAAUGAUUUGUUAAACUGAGAAUUCCUUCCUAACGUGUAAAUUUAUGAAUUGCUAUUUUUGCUUUAUAAAGAAAUCUUAGUUGUUUUUGGAAGUAUAUUGAAAUUGUAUUUUUUAUUUUGUUGUUUAAGUUCAUUUUGGAUGUAAGUAGGAAACAACGUACAUGUAUUAUAUGUACGAUAUAUGUUAUGUCAUAGGCCGCGGUCGGCCGCUCGCGGGGUUUUUAGGUCGUCGCGAAUAGAUUUUCUAUCUUAAACAAUGAAGUGUGUUAAGUUUAUAAACAGAUUUGUAUUUAUUGUAACGUAAUCUCGUAAUUUGCUGUUUUAUUUGUUGCCAUAGUAUUAUAAGAUUUAGCAUUUUUUUAAAUAGUGAAUUUUUUCUUCAAUAUUUUGCUAUGUGGGACAACAGUGCAAAUGAAUGAACUUUAAUAUAACAGUUGGACUGUUGAGGGGUUAUAAAAUAUACUAUCGUCAAAUUUGUUUUUCAUGACACUAGUCUCAAACUUACUUGGGGGCCAGCUCAAUCUGUGUGAUUUCUGUUUAUUAUUUUUCAUUAUCACGACAAAAAAUCAUGUAGAAAAUACGACAUACAACUUUUUCGCGACGAAGAAAUUGUUUUAGUGCAAUAUGGCGGCCGGCCUGCGAAAUUCAACCAUUUAUAGAUCAUUGUAAUAAUUAACAUGGCAUCUUAAACUUAUUGUAUAUGUAACUUAAAAAGUAAAAACUAUUUGGUAGCUAUUUUAAGUAAGUACUAGAGUAUCGCAAUGAAAUGAAAUGCAAAAGUAACAAUAUAUAUAUAUAUAUAUAUUUAAAGUAGACUGCUGAUGUUGUCAAAGGUUUCUUUUCCCCUUGCAGUUCUGCGGGUCACCAGUCGGAUGCAAAUAUUCAACGACUGUGAGAUUUUUUUAACAAUUUUUUUAUGAUCUAUGGGUAGGUAUUGAAAUUUUACAAUAUCGCCUGUCGUUUUGCAAAUUUUCUACAGGUAAUAAUAUCAAACAGUCUCUGUAUAAAAACGGAAUAAAAUUUAUCGUGAGAUUUGUUUUUAAAUGGAUUCUAAAUUGUUAAGACUAAAAGCUGUUUAAUGUAAUUGAUUACAAUUUCGUAUACAGUUGGUAUUUUCACAAUUCGUAAGUAAAGCAGUUAAAAAAUCUCGCAUUCGAUUAUCUAAAGGAACAUACUGCCCUAAUUGGUAUAACGUGCACGGUAUAGCCUUCACUUUGCAAGUAUUAGUUGAACCAUUCUAGGACUGGCACGAGAUGUAUAUCGAACAAACAUUCUGUCUAGCGAUGAAUUUUUUUCACUUUUUUUGUAUAAAAUUUUCUAAUGUGGUUCCUGUGGUCUUAUAAAAUUAAAAAAGGCGGCUGACUGUCUCGCGAUUGGGUAUAGCUUAUAACGUAAGGGUUUAGGAGAGAUACGUAAUUUUCGUUUUUCUAUAAUAAAUAUUUUACAGCAUAAUUUGCGAAUCUCAAUUGUCUAGAAUUUUCAAGAAGCCACAUUUUAUCACGCUCAUUGAACAGGCAAUAAAUAACAUCAAUUACUUUUUCAUGUAAUUUAAUAGUAGAAAAUUGUCCAAUUCGCCUCUUAUUAAAUAACAUUUUAUAUGAAUUUGAAAUAUUUUUCAUAAAAUUGUGACCUCACGGUAUUUUAAAAGACACCACUGUUCCAGGCAACUGGUAUCUUAAAUAUCGUCUUAAAAUUAUUCAUCUUAUCGUCCUAUUUUCUAAAAACGAGCUCAUUUUGAAAUUUUCGCUCUCCACGCCCACCUUCCUCGUACAAUUUAAGGAAAUGCAAUAACAAGUGAGUCAUGUAAUAUGUAUAAAGUAGUAUAGCAUAUUUUCUAUGUUUUUCGAUAUUUUAGAUGAAAUACUGCCAGUGUCGAUGUCAAGUAAAUGGAACGUAAUAAGGUGUAAAGAAUUUUAGAUAACUAUCAGUUUUGUGUACCGGAACGUAUCUGGUGACGAUCAUUUCAUAUACUUAUUCUGUAACCGCGGCAAGAAUUCGAGUAACUAGUUGUAAAGUACUUUGAAUUGUUUUGCGUGAUCAAUCCUUGAUAGUAGGUAAUGUUACGUCCGUUGCCAAUAACCAAAUAGUAUUGAAAAAUUCCUCCCCUUUUUUAAUAUAUCUUCAUAGUAGUUAAGUGUAUGUACUUGCGCACAAUAUGAAUGUGAGGAUGGAACCUUUUCGUUUAACAAAGUGCAGCGUUUGCCUGCAAAUAUUUUUGGUAAUGUUUUACCUAUCAUAGAAGUCGCGCUGUCCGCAAGCCCGCUUAGAUCUAUAUUUCCGUGUAGAUAUUAAUGAUGGCAUUUAAACUAGUGCUCAUAGAUAUUUUUUUAUUUUCAAUUGUAGCACAAAAAACGUAUUUUCUCUCAAUUUACCGUAGAGGUUUCUUUACUAGAUAUAUUUUGUAGCAUAUCUCCUCACCUCGUUAGUUUCGAGGGCAGCACCUUAUUUAUUCUUUUCUGACGGACGGCGGUUUACAUUUGUCAUGGUGUAUUUAAUCUUAAUACCUACGUUUAAAUAUAUACUGAAAAAUCUAUAUUUUUAACAAAUUUAAUUUUAAAAUAUACCUAAUUAAUGAAAUUCCUAAAGAUUAAAAAUGAAAUUUUUAAUAUUUAUGUGUAUAGUAGUGUGUACUGCGAGGUGAUUAUACAUAACAAAUGCUUAUAAGUUUCGUCUCCACUGACUUGUGCAAAGAGAAUAUAUAAUUUACUGUCCAUGAACUUAAUAAUAUUCUAUACCUAACUGAUGUGUACAAAAUCAGUAUGUUUCAGGCAUUUUGAAUCCGACUUAAUGUAUGUAAAAAUAAAUGUUGUUUUAAAA
Messenger RNA from Amyelois transitella, 8892 nucleotides. It is a transcript of the gene Galphas, whose product is annotated as guanine nucleotide-binding protein G(s) subunit alpha. Gene Ontology annotation, cellular component: heterotrimeric G-protein complex. Gene Ontology annotation, molecular function: G-protein beta/gamma-subunit complex binding; GTPase activity; GTP binding. The coding region runs from base 518 to 1657 and encodes 379 amino acids. Gene Ontology annotation, biological process: sensory perception of chemical stimulus; adenylate cyclase-activating dopamine receptor signaling pathway. The transcript is spliced from 10 exons. Lineage: Eukaryota; Metazoa; Arthropoda; Insecta; Lepidoptera; Pyralidae. The record is from RefSeq and is a predicted model, not a curated record.